Molecule: messenger RNA, 1533 nt
Organism: Nematocida ausubeli
Lineage: Eukaryota; Fungi; Microsporidia
Exons: 1
Coding region: 1-1533 (510 amino acids)
Source: RefSeq, a predicted model, not a curated record
AUGAAACAGCAGAUCUACAUAGCAGGAGUGAUUCUUGCAAUCUUACAAUGCUAUUAUGCACAAGACGUAGAACACGAUGAAGGACUGUACGUCACAGCAGCUAACCCAGUUACACCACCCUUGAAGAUUACCGAGUCUAAAAAAAAAAAGAAUGUGCGUUUAGAUAACCAUGGAUACAUUGGGGCUUUACUGCAGAAGGCAGGCGUAUUCUUAAGGAACACGCUUCUGUCUAGUUUUAGCCCAAUCACUAGCAAGGCAUAUUCAAAAGACUAUCCAGAGUACACUCCUUUGGUUGAUAAAAAAUCUUCCUCAACUAACAAACAAAUAAAGAACUCUGAAAAUCCUCUUAAAUCCACUGAUAAAUUACUAGUUCCUUCUAAACCUAAGCAAACAAUUAAACCUAUUGGAAAGGUGACAGAGACGCACCCUCCCUUUAUUCCUUACACUGGGGACGUGGCUGAAGUUGUCUACAGCCCGAAUGCCCCCAGGAAAAUGUCCAGCCUGGAGGAUGGAUUUUAUAAGAAUUUCAAGGCGCACAUUGAAGAAAUCCCUGACAAAGAGAGAUUUGUCAAGAAAGGCAUACAGAAUGCAAAGAAGAAUCUUAUGCAGCAAGCAAGACUAGCCAGGGCAUAUACAUCUGCGGCUGCUGAGGAAACCAUGGGUGUACUGGAUAAUACAAUGCGUUCUUCUUCUUUGCUCUCUGAUCUUAUAAAGAAGGGGCUGGUUACACCUGCCUCUGCUGCUCAAGAACUUGCAGAUUCUGUGAAGGAUGUGGCUACAGAUUAUCUGGAUGCUAGUUCCAGAAAUAUGAAAGGUGCAGCCAACUACCUUCUUCAUACAUCUGUGGGUUCUGUUGACGGGAUAAUUGAUAACCUGAAGUAUUCGCCAUCUGCCAUGAGUAGUUUGAUUAGCUCUUAUAAAAGUCUUCUUACAAAUCCUAGGUUUAAUCUGUCUGUGCACAUUCCCUCUUUAGCUGUCUCUUUGGAGAUGGAUAUGUAUAGACUGACUAAAUUUGUGCACCCACCGCCUUUUGUUUCAAUGGGAUACAUUUUAGCGGAAAUGAAUAAGAAUGUUAAUUCCUUAAAGGGAGAGUGGGAUAUAAUCGAAAGAUCAUUAUUUGGCCACGAAAAUGAUUACUUCAGGAAGAAGUUCCUGGAGAUGACAAAGGACCUUGCCACAGUAUUAGACUCUUUGUCUGUACGCUUGGGGAAAGACAUAAAAUUAAGUAUGCCUGGGGUAGAUGCGCUUAGGUUCAGAUUUAAAACCAUUUUGGACGAAAUUAAAAAGAAGAACCACUUGACCAUGUCGGGUGAACUGGACCUGAAGGAACUUCUGGAUUAUAGUAUGGGGAUAUCCUCGCAGCUGCAUGAUAUUGAUAGGGCUAUACUUAGUCUAGGAGAGCCCAGUCAGCAUACAUCUGGGCACUACCUGGCAGAACGAGGAAAUCCUUUGAAGGAUCUUACUGGCUUUGAUAAUAUAAGAAGAAGGAUCCUUAGUGAGCAAGAUGGUUCGUAUAAAUUAAGAAAAUUAUAA